Molecule: messenger RNA, 1595 nt
Organism: Indicator indicator
Lineage: Eukaryota; Metazoa; Chordata; Aves; Piciformes; Indicatoridae
Gene: RNF7
Product: ring finger protein 7
Exons: 3
Coding region: 1-345 (114 amino acids)
Biological process (GO): protein ubiquitination; ubiquitin-dependent protein catabolic process
Cellular component (GO): nucleus; Cul5-RING ubiquitin ligase complex
Molecular function (GO): cullin family protein binding; zinc ion binding; ubiquitin protein ligase activity
Source: RefSeq, a predicted model, not a curated record
AUGGCCGAUGUGGAGGACGGGGACGAGCUGGGCGCCCCCCACUCGCACCCGGGCUCGGUGGGCCCCAAGUCGGGCACCCCCGACAAGAUGUUCUCGUUGAAGAAGUGGAACGCGGUUGCCAUGUGGAGCUGGGAUGUGGAGUGCGACACCUGCGCCAUUUGCCGAGUGCAGGUCAUGGAUGCCUGUCUUAGAUGUCAAGCUGAAAACAAACAAGAAGAUUGUGUUGUGGUUUGGGGAGAAUGCAAUCAUUCCUUCCACAAUUGCUGCAUGUCCUUGUGGGUGAAACAGAAUAAUCGCUGUCCCCUCUGCCAACAGGACUGGGUAGUCCAGAGAAUAGGCAAAUAAAAACACUGGAAGUUUCUUUUUUUUUUUUUCUGUUGAACUUGUUGAAAGAGUGUAUGUCUUACACCAUAUGCUCAUACAAAAGGAUGGAACAUGUUGAUCAUGGCAUGAUUUAUUUAGGUGUUUUGCCACGAGAUCAGUGUGGUUUUCUUGUAUGUUCUUUAUUGUACGAGGAGGCAGUAGUCAGUCUUACUGCAGAUGUACCCACAACUGAAAAAAGAGAGACACUACAUUAACAAGUGUAUUUGUUAUGAUUUGAGUGUUCACUGCAUCAGGGCACAGAAAUGUGAUGGUGCAGAUCAUACCCUAAUUACAGUUUAUUUAAUGUUUUUGGAAAACCUUACCUGUAAGUCUGAUAUGCUGCAUAGUUUAUUGUCAGGAUAAAUAAAUUGUUUCCUAAGUAAAAUUUUGCACAAAACCACAGUCGGUGAGAUUUUCAGCAAGUAUUCUGGUUAUUAAUCUAAAAUGGUGUGUAAAGCAUUUGCCAUGUGCUUUUUCCAUCACACUGUACUAAACAUUUCUAAUUUAGGUUUUCCUCUUGACCUCAGAAAAUUUUUAUUUGUUGUAUCUCUAAGUCCGUUGCUCUAUUACAUUCUAUACAUAGUUUCUACAACCAUAGUAUUAAAAUUUAAGGACAUUAAUAUUUUUUUAACUUACAUUUCUGUUGAAAAUUGCAGAUGCAUUCUUAAUCCAGAGACUUUUGGUACAAAGACACAUGUUUGUUUAACUGGAGGCAUAACCAAUCUCUCUGGUUAGAUGACUAAUACAGAAGGCUAGCAAAACAGAUAAUUUAAAUAUCCCAAGGAAAGCAGGUACAAAUUACGUCUAGAGAAAAAUUUUUAAAUUGUGGUUUCAUGAAGAUUCAGUAAAUAGACAUUUCUUUGUCAUCAUUUUAUUGGUUACAAUAAAUUACAAAUACUGAAAUGGGAAAAAGCAUUGUUUCGUUUUUGUGGGAAUCUUCCUAUGAAUUGUGGGUUGUUUUUUUAUUUUUUCUUCUUACAAAUAUUUAAGUACUUGCCUCUGACUUUAUCAUUUUCCUGAAUAUACAAAGUAAUUACUGUUAAUCUGAAAAUACUGAUGGGGGGAGGGGGAGUUUUAAUAUAUGUAACAGAGAGGUUGAAUUACUGCUGAAGUCUGUAACAAAUUCAGGCUUAAUGAAAUGAUUAAUAAACCUGGAUGAAAGCAAUAUUCUGUGCACAUUGUUUCCCUCAAAAUUAUGAUCUUCAAUGCAUUUCUCAGCAGAUGUAUUUCUA